This is a messenger RNA of Anthostomella pinea, 1554 nucleotides long. The record is from the annotation of a GenBank genome assembly. Lineage: Eukaryota; Fungi; Ascomycota; Sordariomycetes; Xylariales; Xylariaceae.
AUGUGGUUGAUCAAUUGCUCUACUCUGCAGCUGGAGGAGCACUACGGCCGCGAGAUCCCACCUUAUGCCAUCUUGUCGCACACGUGGGAUGACGAGGAAGUCACCUUCCGAGACUUCGUCGACCGCCGAGAUGAAAGAACUCGAAUGAAAGGCUGGCAGAAGAUCCAGCGCACCUGCUCCCUGGCAAUAGAGGAUGGUCUUGAAUAUGCUUGGGUCGACACUUGUUGCAUCGACAAGAGCAGCAGUGCGGAGCUGACCGUGGCCAUCAACUCCAUGUUCAAGUGGUAUUCUGAAGCCACUGUCUGUCAUGCAUACCUUGAAGACCUCGAAGACCCCCGACCAGAAUCAUUUGCUGCUUGUCGCUGGUUUCGUCGUGGCUGGACGUUGCAGGAAUUGAUCGCGCCUCGCCAUGUUCGAUUCUACAAUAAUAACUGGCAGCUUCAUGGGACAAAGUCGGGGCUAGGUGAAGAAAUAUCGGAUAUCACGGGCAUUGCCCUUGAUAUUCUAGAGAUCUUUCCAGGAAGAAGUCUUCGCUCUGUCUUGCGCGAACAGCUGUCGUGUCGCAAGAUGUCCUGGGCAGCGAGACGCGAGACUAAACGGGAGGAGGACGUCGCCUACUGCCUUCUCGGUAUCUUCGAGGUGAACAUGCCCUUACUUUAUGGCGAGGGCGACCAGAAGGCAUUUACACGCCUGCAGAAAGAGAUCAUCAAGAACACCAACGAUCUUACGCUUUUCGCAUGGCCUGAUAACCAAAUGAAUCCGCCCCUAAGUGGCAUCCUUGCGCAGUCACCGUUACAAUUCAUUGGAGCGAGAUUUUUUGAGUGCUAUGCAGAUCUCGUUUACGUUCCAGAAUUCCAGAUGACAAACAAGGGACUGCGUCUGCAUAUGCCACUCCAUAAACUAUACGAUGGCACGAAGCUGGCCCUGAUAAAACUGGGUUGCCUCGAUGCGGCUGGCACCUAUGUGCUCGAACUGCUUCAUCUGGGUGGAGGUGUUUAUUGCCGGGUUUCGUUACAGCGCUGGAACCCAACGAGACACUAUCAAGAUCUCUCAGGAGAAACUCCAACAACUAUGUACAUUGUCCAGAGUGUUCCACAUGGGUUCCAACCAAAUCACAAAAUCGACAACAAUAGAGGCAUGGGCAGCUUCUAUAUCGAGAUCUGUGCAUCUUUACGAUGCGAGCGUGCUGAACCUGCAAGCCACUGGGUCGAUCGGGCGCGGACGCGUUUCAAGACCCAUGAUGCUCCUACGUUCGCCGGAUUCUGCAUCUUCGAAGUGGAAGGACAGGAGGAAUCCCUUGUCGUGGCCUGUGGAUACUCGCACAAGCAGAAGUCUUGGGUCUGUGUAGCGACGGCGCAAUCGAGUCCAUCGCUCUGGGCAGCAGCGUUGAAAUGCGAUCUGGAACUCGUUGGAGUGCUAGGACACUAUGCCCAGGCCAAUCACGUAAGCUUCGGGGAAGAUAAUGGCAGAUCCGUAUUUGUGUCACUUUAUGUAGACAGAGACCAGUCUGGCACUACAUCGACGGCAGAUAUCAAACUGAUCGAACCGAAAUAG